CGCAAAGAGCCUUGACUACACCUAAGACAGCUAGAGCUGACCUGAGAAUCUUUCACAGAUCAUCACAGCUGAUGCAGGAGAGUCUCUUUGGAGAUGAAGAUGUUUGAGCUUUUUGGAAUUCUCUUUUUCUGCGGCCUGCUGACACCAUCUCAGGAAGUACUGCCUGGUCUGUCCUGCGCGGUCAGCCCGAGAGCGAUGCGGAAUGUUCUCUCAGGAGCCAUACUUCAGAACGGGCUUCUCCAGCAGCACCUCCAGAGCCUUGUGCUUCCAAACAUCAUGAAUGAAGGAGGUCUGCCGAAUGCACCCGUCAGUAUCACUAGACUACACCUUGUCAAGGCUCAGUUCCCUGAGCUGUCAGUGAUGCUGCUGCCUGGAGUUGGGGUCCAGAUGAUCAUCGCUGCAAAGCUAGAUCUCAGAGGCAACAGCUUGAUUGGUCUUCUCUCAGAAAUAAUUGAUAUCAUAGUGGAUGUGUCCAUUACUGCAAACGUUAAAUGCACAAAUUAUGAAUCAGGUACAGUCCAGGUUAUUAUUGAAGACUGCCUCUGUAUUUUUGGUGCUAUAAAGGUGAAGCUCCUUUCUGGCUUAUUGUCCCUAUCAAUAAACGACUUAGUGCGUAACCAGUUGACGGGAACUCUGCCUGGUUUGCUGUGUUCUGUGAUCAAUAUAGUCGUCAAUCUUGUGGGCAUCCAGCUCUUAGGCACUCUCAAUGCAGUGAUCCCCGUUGGUACAGCAGGAACGAUUCAAUAUCAGCUCGCCAGCCUUCCAUUUACGUCUGGCUCGUUCCUGGGAUUCGAUUUAGAUGGUGAAGUGCAUCAGGUGGGAGGCAGCAUCAUCCCCCAGGACUCAUCCUCCUCUACUUUGCCUCCUCUGCUGGACAAGCUUCUUGUCUUGGGACUGCGCCAGGGCUUUCUCAAUGCGGUUGUGUCCCUCCUGAUCCAGAGGCAGCCUCUGAUGUUUGUCAGCACACCAGAAACUUUCUCUGGUGCCAAACAGCUGAAAGAAGCUGUCAUGACCCUCUUUCCUGCUGGGUGCUCCAGCUGUCCUAGGACCGAUCCUCUGAGCAUUAAGAUAGUGUUGUCUGGGAACCCGCUUUUACUCUUGGAAGUAAACAAAGCCACUCUCAAGCUUUCUGUCAUGAUUCAGCUGUUCAUUCAGAAUUUAGAUGGAUCUAUCCUAAACCUUCUGCUCCUGAAGGCAGACGUCGGUCUAAGUGUCCGUGUUUCGGUUACUGGCAGAAGACUGCUGCUCACAGUGUCCCUGAGCAGCAUUGCCCUCUCCUUAGAAUCGUCUAGUGUUGGCAUCGGUAAUAUCUCGAGUCUCAAGCCACACUGCAAAAACCUUCUGGUGGAAAAGUUCUUGCCACUUCUCAAUGGUUUUCUGAGCAUCGGAAUCCCGCUACCAAACGUGCUGGGCAUUGACUUAGCAAAUGUGAAUGUUCAGAUAUUAUCGGGCCUAUUGGUAAUUCUUAUGUGA
Rhea pennata is the source of this 1473-nucleotide messenger RNA. Its product is annotated as BPI fold-containing family B member 4-like. The record is from RefSeq and is a predicted model, not a curated record. The transcript is spliced from 16 exons. Bases 94 to 1473 code for a protein of 459 amino acids. Gene Ontology annotation, molecular function: lipid binding. NCBI's taxonomy places the organism in Eukaryota, Metazoa, Chordata, Aves, Rheiformes, Rheidae.